CUUUCAGCUCACCCAAACUCAAACCACUAAGUUUCUCUCUAUUCUGACUUGAGCUCUCAGCCAAAACUCUCUCCUCCAAAAAACACAUCUCAGCCAGUCACACCCCAACUCGAAAACCAUGCCUCAAACAACCUCCGUCCCCGAAACCCUCUCCUCAUUCACUGAAAAAUGGUCUCCUCGUCUCAUCGCAUCCGUCAACGACCAUCACGUCAAAGUCGCCAAGAUAGACGGUUCAUUUAUCUGGCAUGCGCACCCCGACUCUGAAGAGCUGUUCUAUCUACUAUCUGGAAAAUUGACUAUGGAGAUUCAAGGCGAAGAUGCUGUUGUUAUGAAGGAGGGGGAUAUGUAUGUCGUGCCAAAGGGAGUUACGCAUAAGCCUGUGGCGGAGAAUGCUGUUAUUAUGAUGGUGGAGAGGGAGGGAACUGUUAAUACGGGAGAUCAAACAGAUUCAGAGAGGACGAAGCAGGUUAAGGAUGUGAGGUGGGAUGUAUGAGACAGUUGGCCAAGAACUUAUAAAAGACAAGAGGUGAUAGGAAAUUCGAAAUUGAUUAUGCUUUGCGACAAC
Molecule: messenger RNA, 565 nt
Organism: Fusarium verticillioides 7600
Lineage: Eukaryota; Fungi; Ascomycota; Sordariomycetes; Hypocreales; Nectriaceae
Exons: 1
Coding region: 119-493 (124 amino acids)
Molecular function (GO): manganese ion binding
Source: RefSeq, a predicted model, not a curated record